This is a messenger RNA of Beta vulgaris subsp. vulgaris (sugar beet), 654 nucleotides long. RefSeq lists its product as uncharacterized. Gene Ontology annotation, molecular function: nucleic acid binding; RNA-DNA hybrid ribonuclease activity. Bases 1 to 654 code for a protein of 217 amino acids. The transcript has a single exon. The record is from RefSeq and is a predicted model, not a curated record. Lineage: Eukaryota; Viridiplantae; Streptophyta; Magnoliopsida; Caryophyllales; Amaranthaceae.
AUGUCAGGUGAGCAAGUGAAAAAUAUGAUUCUGCUUCGUGUUGGUUGGUGGAUAAAGGGCUGGAAUGUUCAAUUUCCGUAUAGUCCGGAUGAGAUCUCGAGAAAUCCUCAAUGUCUUCGCUGGGUGGAAUCAAAAGCGAAAAGGACCCUACUCCCUCUUGAUCCGUCAGCCUCGAUAUGGUCUCCUCCCCCGGAAAAUUGGCUCAAGUGGAAUGUGGAUGCUUCUCUCCACCCUCACCUCAUGCGCACUUCUAUUGGAGGAGUGCUUCGAGAUCACAAUGGCAAAUUCAUCUGCCUUUUUUCAUCCCCUAUCCCCUUCAUGGAAAUCAACACUGCAGAAAUUUUUGCAAUUCACAAAGCCAUGAAAAUCUGUAAGGACUUCAACCAUCUUCAUGGUAAAAAAUUUAUUGUGGAAUCAGACUCUAAAAAUGCGGUGGCAUGGUGUAAGGAGAAAUUUGGUGGGCCUUGGAAUAUUCAGUUCAUUCUGAAUUAUAUUCGAAAUAUUUCAUCUCCAGAACUUCAGUUCGAAAUUUGUCACCGCGGAAGAUCCUCGAACUCGGUUUCUGAUGGAUUGGCUAAACUCGGGUUAUCUAGACAAGAUGAUUUUUUGGCUUGGUUGGAGUUGUUGGAAGACAGAUUUUGUAAUCUAGAUUGA